CGCGAACAUGGUUACGCCCAUAAAUAAAAUUUCAGAUAUUCCAAAUAAAAAUUGUAAUAACUUGGAAGGAAAUGAAACGAAUAAUGGUGAGGAUAUCUCAGAAAAGUGUCAAAAGUGGUUAGAUACAUGUACAAUUAGUGAUAGUUGUUCCGUGUACUCAGAUUCAAAUAAUUCUGUAUUAACAGAAUCAACAAGCAGUGCCAUUGAUUCAGGCUUAGUGUUUCAUAACAGUAUAGUGGCAAUUAAUAACGAUGGAUACAAAUCUGUUAUUAUACAAGAUAAUAAAGUUGAUCCCAAAUAUGACAACGUCAAUAUUUACAAAUCAAAGAAAGUCCACGUGGGCGACGUUACUUACAUCAACGGACCGGUGAUAAUAACUAAUAGUAGUUCCGCGUAUAAAGAUAAAAAAAUUUCAGUUCCCUAUAACGAACCAUAUAAAGGCACUUUCAUAGUAGAUAGGACCAAUUGGUUGGCCCAGCCAGCGCUAGGGGAAAAAGAAUACCUGAAGGAGCCAGUUCCAUAUGUGAUAAUAGCACAUACGGCAACUGAAGAAGGGUUCAGUCAAGCUGAGAACACUUUAUUAAUCCGACUGAUUCAAAGUUUCCAUAUAGAAAGCAGGAAAUGGAAAGACACGAGUUAUAAUUUUCUUAUAGGUUCCGACGGUUUAGCCUACGAAGGUAGAGGCUGGGGAGUUAUCGGAGCUCACACCAGAGGUUACAAUUGCAAAUCUAUAGGUAUAGCUUUUGUAGGAUGUUUCAUAGAUCACUUACCUCCAAAGGCUGCUUUGAAAAAAGCACAAGAGCUCAUUGAAACCGGGGUAAAAAAAGGAUCCAUAGCUUCGGAUUACAAAUUACUAGCUCAUUGCCAAUGUUCACCAACAAUGAGCCCUGGAACCAAAUUGUAUGAAGAAAUAAAGACUUGGGAUCAUUGGGACGCGUCUGUUACCGUUCACAAGUCAAAUAUUGAUUGUGUAGUUGAAGAAGUUUCCGAUUACGAUUUAAAAAAUUGAAACGAUACUUCAUUUCACAAAUUUGUAGUUUAACAAUAAUAAAAUAACAUAUUUAUCUUGAAACUGUAUUUGAUAAAAAUGAUUUUCAAUAUAUUUCCAUGAAAUA
Diorhabda sublineata is the source of this 1115-nucleotide messenger RNA. Its product is annotated as peptidoglycan-recognition protein LE-like. Bases 8 to 1009 code for a protein of 333 amino acids. The transcript has 4 exons. The record is from RefSeq and is a predicted model, not a curated record. Gene Ontology annotation, biological process: peptidoglycan catabolic process. Gene Ontology annotation, molecular function: N-acetylmuramoyl-L-alanine amidase activity; zinc ion binding. NCBI's taxonomy places the organism in Eukaryota, Metazoa, Arthropoda, Insecta, Coleoptera, Chrysomelidae.